Molecule: messenger RNA, 3756 nt
Organism: Solea solea (common sole)
Lineage: Eukaryota; Metazoa; Chordata; Actinopteri; Pleuronectiformes; Soleidae
Product: microtubule-associated protein 9-like
Exons: 1
Coding region: 343-3369 (1008 amino acids)
Biological process (GO): mitotic spindle assembly; mitotic cytokinesis; regulation of mitotic cytokinesis
Cellular component (GO): astral microtubule
Molecular function (GO): microtubule binding
Source: RefSeq, a predicted model, not a curated record
UGUCAUGCACCAAUCUCAAUCUCCACCACCGACCUACCUUCUCAGACAAAGCAAGGAAGAAGAGAAGGGGUAGGAGGCAGUGUUUGGUAAAGGAGAAGAAGCAAAGAGAAGAGAGGGAGACUUAAUGAAAAACAGCUACAGCUGACAACCGUUGUUGUAAAACAACGGAACAGAAGAACAGAGAUGUAAUGGAAGAAUCAGUUCAGAAUAGAGCGCUAAUGCAACUUAACAGAUGCAAACUGCAGUGAAACAUUACCACCAGCCAACGGGAAGCUCAGUAGCAACCUGUGGAUCAACAGCACAAGCAGAGCAAGGCAUUAUUAGUUCAUUAAAAUCUUAAGAAUGAAAAACCAAAAGAAUACACCUCAGGAUGCUGAAGCAGAAGAUACAGAAGCAGACCACCAAAAUUGGUCUUAUGGCCUAAGUGAGAGAGAAGAUGAUUUCGUGAAAGAACUCCCCAGAUCAACAAAAAAUAUAACUGAUGCAUUUAAGGCUGGGAAGUCUAGAGCCACAGUCAAUGAUGAUGAGGUUUCAAACGAUGACGGCAUAUGUGGGGAAAGCCACAAAUAUCUGAAAACCCAAAGAAUCAGCAGGUCCUCAGAAACGGACCACCAAUCCUGCUCUAGUGACUUCAGUGAGGUUGAGGCUGAGUUUAGGGAUGAACUCCACAACUUUGAGCUUUCAGAUGAUGAAGACACAGAGAAAGGUGCAUUCAUGACAACCAACAAAAUCCACAGUUCUUCAGAAGCAGACCUUUUUUCCUACUCUAAUGAGGAUGAAGAGGAUUCUGUGAGGGAACCCCUGAAAUCAACAAAAAAUAGGGCUGGUGUGUUUCAGACUGGGAGGUCUAGAGGCAGAACUAAACACUUUCAGCUUUCAGACUCAUUCUUGAACACCCAAAGUACUCGCAACCAUUUAAAUGACGACCACCAAUCCUUGUCUGAUUACUUUAAUGAGGUUGAAGAUGAGCCCCCCAAAUCAACAAAGAAUACGACCGAUGCACUCAAGGCUGGAAACUGUAGAGCCACAACUAAUGAUGAGGAGCUUUCAUAUGAUCAAGGCAAAUCGUCUCUGAAACCCCAGAGAAUCAGCAGUCCCUCCGAAUCAGACCAUCACCCCUGCUCUAGUGACUUCAGUGAGGCUGAAGAUGAGUUUAUGGAUGAACUCCAUAAAACAAUAAAACAUAGGGCUGAUGCAUUUAAGGCCGUGAAGUCUAUAAUCACAAUGAACACAGCUGUGCUUUCAGAUGACGACGACACAAACAAAGAGUCAUUUUUGAAAGCCCCCAGCAUCUGCAGUCCCUCAGGUCCCUCAGACCACUACUCUGACUCUGAAGAUGAUUCUGAGAAGAAACUCCUCGAAUCAACAAAAACUAGGGUCAGAAAUGCAUUUAAGGGUCGGAAAUGUAGAGCCAGAAUUAGCUAUGCUGAGCUUUCGGACGAAGAAGGCAGGAAAGACUCAGAGCACCGCAGUGCCUCAGAAGCAAGCCACUACUCCCACUCUGAUGAAGAUGGAAUUCAUUCUGUGGAGGAGAUCUCCAAAUCAUCAAUAAAUACUGCUGAUGUACAAAUAGCUGGAAAGUCCAGAGCCAGAAUGAAAGACUUGGAGCUUUCAGAUGACGACAGCUCAAAGGAAGACUCAUUCUUGAAACGUCAGAGAACCAGCAGUGCAAAAGCAGGCAACCAUUCCCGCUCCGGUGUCUUCAAUGAGGUUGACGACGAUUGUGAGAAUGAACUCCUCAAAUCAAGAAUAAGCAAAGCUGAUGAAUUAAAGGCUGGAAAGUCCAGAGCCAAAAACGAACCGGUUUCUGAAAUCAAUAAAGCACAUCUGUCUAUCUAUCAAUCAUGUAAUGACAUUGAACGUCCUGUGGAUGAGGAGACAAUGAAUCAGUCAUUCCUGAACAUGCAAAAAAUCCACAGUCCCUCUGAAGCAGACCUCGACCCUGACUCUGAUGAGGAUGAAUAUGUUUCUGUAAGGGAACCCCCCAAAUCAAAAAACAGGGUUGGUGCAUUUAAGACUCAGAAGUCCAGAGCCGGAACUGAAGACGUGGAGCUUUUAGAUGAAGUUGCCUUCCUGGAGAUGCAAAGAAACAGCAGUCCUUUAGAAAAGUCGAGUCAAAAUGUGAUAUCAGAUCCCACCAUUGGUGGACAUAACACUAUUAAGACUCGACAUCUAUCAAGACUGGACUUUAAACUUGUGCCUUUAGCAGAUAGUGCUGCAGAGAGGGAGCCACCGAGUCCCACUGCUCAAGUUGCAGAGAAGUUUCUUGAAGAAGCCGUAACCCAGGACCUCGACAGGUCACGUACUCCCUCUGUCCACUCCACUCACACAUCCAACCCCACUGCCGUGAGGAGCUGUAGUCCCAGAUUCCAUCAACCUUUUGAAGAAUUUAAUGAAGACUUGGGAAGUCACUCAGUUCAUUGUGUCGCUCAAUUCUCACACAACCAGGAAAGAAUAUCUGACACCAGGAUUUCAAGUUCUCAUCCAGAAAUCAAUAAAAUCGAAACAACCAAAAAUCCAUCCAUCAAAUCCAAAUUCCAGAGAACAUGCUCUAUAAAGAUAGAACCAAAGUAUCUGGGAACGCUCAAACUUUUAGACCAAAAGGUUUUCCAAACAGAGUCUGAGCCUCUUACUGUCAAUUUACUCAGAGCGGCUGUUUAUCACAAAUGGCUUAAAAUGAAAAAUGAAAAGUCGAGAGAGAACAUGCAAACAAAGAAAGAAGAGGAAGAAAUCAAGAAAAAGACAGAGCAAGCGAAAAAGGAAGCUGCUGUCGCGUCAUAUGAAGCUUGGGGGAAAAAGAAAGCGAGUCUCAAAGCCGAGGCCAAACAAAAGCAAGUCAUGAGGAGAAAAGAGCAGCAAGCGAGCAGAAGGCGAAAAGCCGAGAAAAGGCAGUCUGCGAAAAGGGAAUUUGAAAAAUGGAAGCAGGAACAUGAUCAUCUGCUAAAAGAGCGGUACAGAGAAGAGAAAGAAGCUGAAAAUGACUUGAAGCUCAAAAUCAAUCAAGAGAAAUUUGAGAAAACUCGCUCUGCUCAAAAAGCAUUUGAAAAAUGGAAAAAGGAACAUGAUCAUCUACAAAAAGAAAAGUGCAUAAAAGAGAAAGAAGAGGAAAACAACCUCACGCUCAAAAAGCAAAAGGAGUGGCUGGAAAAACAGAGGAAUAAUGAGUCGAAUUUCCGCAACUGGUGUGAAAAGAAGCAAGCCAUGACAAAGUGCCAAGACUUUAAAAGAAAGCAAGCAGAGGAGGAACGCAUGAGAGAAAAAGAAGAGAGAGAUAAACAGGCUUUGGAUGCGUAUGAAGACUGGCUGACAAGAAAAGAUCUCAAACACAGGAGCGAAGAAAAACUAAAGACGGCAAACUUCUACCACUGAAUCCUCCAAAUAAAACUAUAACAUUUUGAAAAGUUAAAUAUCACCAAUGCUGUGUUACAUUUUAGGUUCAGUUACCCUAACCCGACUUGACAUAAGAAAAGGGCUUUUUACUUUUAUAAUAAAUCACUCUACCAGUGCAUCAAUACACUGGUAUAGUGCAUCAAUGGUUAAUGUUGUCACUUCCUACUGAAAUGUCCGGGCCAGAACUGACUGACUUCUCGUUCUUCCCAACGUGAGAAAAAGAACAAAUGUCUCUGUUCUUGCAGAGUGUGUACAGGCCUUUAGUCGGACAUCUUCAACAUACUAUUAGUGACGGAGAACCGGGACAGUGACGACAGCCCGGUAAGAGCCAGCUAAUGUGAAAAUUCACAUGUAAUGGGUGGUGUU